Molecule: messenger RNA, 614 nt
Organism: Corticium candelabrum
Lineage: Eukaryota; Metazoa; Porifera; Homoscleromorpha; Homosclerophorida; Plakinidae
Exons: 5
Coding region: 27-614 (195 amino acids)
Source: RefSeq, a predicted model, not a curated record
UAGCGUCCAGUCCGACCGGUCCGGCCAUGGCCGGACCGGUUUUUGAAAUAUGCACUUUCGCCAGACGCUCAAUGGCAUCAACUUCCGUUUUAAGGACGUCAGUUGAAGGUACUGUACAGGCUCGGAGACCCAGCCGAUGCGAGGCUAAGAUGUGUGCAGGUAAUGCACGGAGGUCCGAGGCCGCUAAAAAGACCCGUUCAUCUCAGAGCCGCCGCAUCUAUCAGGAGCAGACCUGUGAGAUUAGGAGUCUAGCAAGUUGUCGAAGUAGUUGUCUGUCUCGAAGUUACUGGUAUGGACCCGGUGCCGGAAGUCGGCGAGAAGCCAAACCAACCCACUUCCUUUGCUUUCCCCAAGCGUGGCCUUGGCUUCAUUAUGACUGCUCCCGAGAUUCGGCGUUUUGUCACGUCUGCGUGAAAGCCGUGAAAGAAGCAAAGAUGAGGUUGACUAGUGGCAAUGUCAAAGACUCUACAUUUAUUUCAGGCGGAUUCCAUAAUUGGAAAGAUGCCAUCCCGGUGUUCACAAGUCACAACCAGACAACUACGCACAAAACAGCUACAGAAGUUGUUGUCACAUUGCCACAUACCACAGACGAUGUGGGAGAAUUGCUUUCCUAG